AAUUUACAAGAACGUGUAUUUUUAGUGAAAUCGGAUUACUCGAGCAACCGAAGCCUUAAUGAAACUUUGUCUUCUUAUGGAACACAUAGACAGCGAAAGCGGGAAAAUGAUGUCCAACGCCUCCGGUAUAUUCGAAUGUAAACAGAAGCUGCUAGUUUAUAAAAAUAAACAAACGCCACUCUGUCUCUGGUUGUCAAUGGUAGCAAAAUAAAAUGUUCACACCAACUGUUCCCCGAUGAUCGGCUUGCAUUGUGCCGAAAUUCGCUGCGGCGCGUUCCACAAAAUAAACCAUUUUCAGAAUCGCGCUCUGCUCCUGUUAAGGAACGUGCCUCAGUUAGUACUCAGCGACGGCAUCGAUCAAACGCUACUUUCUCCGCGAAUAACCAGUCCGUUAGCUUAAGGAAGAAAUGAAAUUUCCCAAUACAUUGGAUUUUAACAGUUUUCGGGCGUACUUUUGUCCGGCUCAUCUCUCACGUGAUGAAAAUCGCCAAGUGGAUGCAAUUAAUCUUGACUGGGACAGCUGUAAUCCCGAAUCACUUAAAAUACUUUGCCUGAAAGCGAUUGCCCACAAUUGGCUCAGUAUACCAUUUUUUCGUGAAAUUCCUUUGUGUGAAGAUAGGCAUUUUCUGUUGGAUCUGCUGGAUAUUGAGUUUCCGCUGGACAUCCUUUGCUCUCGGAUACGCAGUAAUGCAUUUUGGAAGCGCGCGUUCGUCAGUCGAUGGAAAAAUUACUACCCGGUGGAUAUAAACGGGAAACCUUGGAUAAGAGUAUAUUUGGAGAAGCAUGUUUCGGAGACAUUGGAGCAAAUGAAUCCCGCAGAUUACGCGCAGGAAAGCGUUGAGCCAAUCGUGAAUCUAUGUUCUUUGCAUGUUAAAGAACUUAAAAUAUGUCAACUGCAACCACCAAUCGGAGAUAAUAACGAUCACAUUCCGCUGGAUUUGGUUUUAUCGAACCUGCGAGAGCUACGAAAAGUUGAUAUCACGUACGACGUGAAAAAUGCAGGUCAUAAUUUCUACCUUGGUUGUGCAUCAAUCACUGACAAAGAUGUGAAACUAAUGGCACGGGGCUUGGAACGUUGCUACGAAUUGACCGAAUUCCGGCUGCAUAGCACUAAACUAGAACCUGCCAUGAUGAAGCGUCUGGCUGCAGCAAUGGAUAAAGGUUGUCCAAAUUUGACCACUAUAGCAUUUCCGCAUUGUCGCUGUGGAGACGUUGGGAUUCGUGCGUUUUUCGAGGCUUUAUCUCAGGAAUCAUUACCUAAAGCGAAAGAAGUGAUUCUUACCAACAAUUUUCUGUCCUCUGAAAGUAUACUUGAUUUGAUUCAUUUGAUUCGACGAAGACCAAUCGAACGGUUAGAUUUACGGUUGAAUCCGAUUCUCACUGAAGGCGCGAUAUUUGUUCUAACCAUGGUCUUCUAUCUCCCGUUGAAAGAGCUCAAUCUAAGCUGCUGUUCCAUCGACGAAGAAAUAGAGGAAUACCUACUGAUGAUACUUCGCUUCAAUAAAAGUAUAAAAUUCUUGGAUUUUUCGUCGAACAAACUCGGUCUAAUGAUGGGCGAACGAUUGGCGGAACGAGUUCGUGAGAAUAAAACCCUGCAAAAGUUCGAUCUACGCAAUACGGACAUUUCAGCGGAAAUACGUGCGGUUAUCGACGAGAUUGUAAUGGAAAACCGGGAUCCGCACUGUUUAAGCAAUUGGUGAGAUCUAGGAUGGGAGUUUAGCGUGAUGCGAUGUUGAUGUAUUAAUGUGUGUGAAGGUUUUAAUGAACUGAAAUUGGUACAACGGUUUUCGGUAACGAGUCAAUUAUGCAAUUAUAUACAGGGUGGCGCAUAAGUCAAGCAACGCUCUCUGAAGGAAAAAAAACCAUCGAGCGUGUUGGUUCCUGGGCGGAUCAUUUGUCGACUUUGUAUCGUUUUUUAUUCGAGAAUAAGGAUUUUAUAUCGUGAGACAUUUUUUUAUACGAUUUUUUGUGCAAAUCGGUUGCGUGACUUAUGCGCCACCCUGUAUUGUGUAUUAUCAGUUGAGAUCAUGAUUAAGUUCACGCUGAUACCGUUACGAGAAAGUCGUGUGUGUAGUUUGCCAAAGUGUAAACUAUUCUCUACAGUGCUGAACAAGUCGAAUUUCAAUACAAAAAUAUACCACUUUCCUGUAAAAACUGCAACUGAUGUUCACAUAAUUCUUGUUGGGACUGAGGGGACGCUAAUCUGUCGGUAACAACAUGCACUCAAAAUAAUAAUUUUAUCGUCAUGAAGGGUGGAACGAUAAAAAUUUGG
This is a messenger RNA of Toxorhynchites rutilus septentrionalis, 2272 nucleotides long. RefSeq lists its product as uncharacterized. NCBI's taxonomy places the organism in Eukaryota, Metazoa, Arthropoda, Insecta, Diptera, Culicidae. The coding region runs from base 408 to 1700 and encodes 430 amino acids. Gene Ontology annotation, cellular component: nucleus; perinuclear region of cytoplasm; cytosol. The transcript is spliced from 4 exons. The record is from RefSeq and is a predicted model, not a curated record. Gene Ontology annotation, molecular function: small GTPase binding; GTPase activator activity. Gene Ontology annotation, biological process: nucleocytoplasmic transport; activation of GTPase activity.